Messenger RNA from Macroventuria anomochaeta, 813 nucleotides. RefSeq lists its product as uncharacterized. NCBI's taxonomy places the organism in Eukaryota, Fungi, Ascomycota, Dothideomycetes, Pleosporales, Didymellaceae. The transcript has 5 exons. The record is from RefSeq and is a predicted model, not a curated record. The annotation marks the transcript as partial.
GUAUAUGAUAAUAUCCAGCCCAUCGUUUGGACCGUUACCAUUCCAUUCUUUGUGGUAUGCCUCGCAUCAUCUACUAUCCGACUCUACACCCGAGCUUUCAUUCGGGUUCCUUUUGGCAAAGAUGAUUGGUUUAUGCUGGUUGCAACGAUCUUGUUCAUCGGUCAACAAUACAUCGCCUGGAUGUGGACUAUACUAGGCGGUGGGCUGCACGUUACCGACCCUCGCGUCAAGACGGAAAACCUUAAGAAAAUCAGCGUCUAUCUCUUUGCAGAAGAGUUCUACUAUCUACUCCUACAGUUUUUCAUCAAGAUGUCCUUUCUCUUCUUCUACCGCCGUACACUGGAGGUCAACCCUGGUUUCAGACUCGCGGUAAUCAUCACGGUGGUCCUUGUGUGCCUACAGACUGGCGGUACAUGGAUCUUCUACGGCCUACAAUGCAUUCCCAUCCAGGCCUACUUUCAACCCGAACUCUACCCAAAUGCCGUUUGCAUCUCUUCUGGUCUAUCAUACUACCUGCCCUCCGUUGUCAACGUCUUCAUGGACGCAGUCAUCUACCUUCUUCCUAUCUACCCCCUGUGGAACGUGCAAACUCCAGUCCGCCGCCGAAUCGGUUUAAUCUGCAUCUUUACCCUCGGAGGCUGCACGAUCAUGGUCUCACUUCUUCGCUUCAUCGUCCUCUGGCAACUCGCGAACACAAAGGACACGUCUUAUAUCUUUGGUUCCGUCACUAUCGUUACUUCGAUCGAAUUCGCAGUAGCGAUUAUCACCGCAAACAUGCCUGGUAUGUACGCCUUCUAUCGGGCGAGAAUAUCG